Molecule: messenger RNA, 2139 nt
Organism: Symbiodinium natans
Lineage: Eukaryota; Dinophyceae; Suessiales; Symbiodiniaceae
Source: the annotation of a GenBank genome assembly
AUGAAUGCGGCCGAUCCAAUCGCCCAUACGGGCUCUGGCCAUGCCUUUGUCGAGAUUGGCAGACGUACGGCCAGCGCCGUGCACUUUGUCCUCAUUCUGACAGGGAGUCUGGUGCUCAUUCAGAGCUUCCACACCUUGACGUUUUUUCAUCAGCAGGGCCAAUGGGCUUCCCUUCGAGACAUGGCGAGGACCAGCUGGCAAUCCUACCUGCUUGUCUUGAAGUUCUUCCUGGCCCCGUUUCUAGAGGCCGGCUUCCUGGACGCUUGGCUGCCGUCCCAGGUGGACUUCGACACCUGGGCCGUCUUCGUGCCUGGGAUCAUGUCGCUCUUUCUGUGCUUCACGGCGUCCCUGGGCUUCAGCGUCAUGCGGAGGCCUGGACUGCCUUCGCGGACUCUGGCGUACGCUGUCUGCGCAGCCGUGCUUCUGGUGUCUCAGGUGGAGCUCGUGCAGGCGCUCGCCGAGUUCAGCACCUGGGAGGAGGUGCCGCUGGCCGCAGCAGAGGAGCAGAAGGUGGAGAUGCAGCGGCAGCUCUUCAAGGCGUCUCACGCAUCAUUCGUCUCCAUGCUGGACUACAAGCAGUGUCCAAUGGAGUCUGCAGACAUUGUCAGGUGCACUCUCGAGAAGAGAGUCCUGCCAGUAGUGGUGGCAAAGGAGUUCUGCCAGCCGCUGGACCUUCCGGGCCGGAGUAGCCACAAGCGUGUGCAGGCGUGCCAGAAGUCGGCAAAGGCCCUGUCCAUGUGGAGUUCGCCGCGGGAGAGGGACGAGCUGUAUUGUCGCUGCUGGUCUGCUGCCUUCGAUGCCAUCCUCUCCCUGUUGGAGUGGGCCAUGCUUUCCUGGUUCAUCUGCCUGUUGGGAGUUCUGCUGGCCAUCUACACAUCAAUCCGGCCCAAGCUCCUUAGCCAGGGCCCAGCAGCACACAAAGAGGUCUUGGGCUGCGUCGGCCUAAGUGCAGCCGCCAUCAUCUGGAAGGUCUUUCUUGGCGUGGAGGACUCGAGACUCGGAGGACGGGAGCGCGAGAAGGGCAACCUCGAAACAUGGGGCUCGAAAGGGAGAAUCGGCUUCCUUCUGAUGGCAGCCACAAUGGGCAGAAUGGGCAGAAUGGGGUCUGAGAUGGCACUCGGCAGCCGUUUCACGUUCCGCAUCCCUCGCGCGGUUUCGACCGGUUGUCUGACCUGUCUCGUUGAGUCUGAGUCUAAUCUCAUCUCCGGCCUUCAGGGCCUCGGCUUCCACCGCCGAGCCAGCAGUGAGAGCCUCGUGCUGUCUGGUCACAGCCAGGCGACGGCGAGUCGCAAGGGUGUGCCCAGAGGCAUUGCCAUCGCCCGAGCACCAUGCCCGGUAAGGGGGUCCAGCACGACACUUGGAUGGGCUUUCAGCCUCCUGAUUGCUGAUGUGGACAGCGGGCUCAGUUCUGGGCUUUGGGUCGGCCUAACGAUGACAAGCCCAGACAGCCUCGCCCUGCGACCCGAUGUGGACUUUGCCGCAGACGUGCCAGACAGCGUCGUGGCUGGUGGCGAGGGCACCCUCUGGGAUGGGAGCGAGUGUCAGUAUAUCUCCUGGGACACCAGCCAGCUGCAGGUGGGUGACCAGGUUCACGUCUUCCUGAGCGCUGCUGGCGAGUUCCAAGUGCGGGUGAACGGCAAGAGUGUCGCGGGUUGCCAGGUGUGGUUGCCGCUGCGUGGGCCUUUCUACCCCUUGGUGGAGCUGCGAGGCAGCACCAAGGCCGUGGAGCUGGUGCGGGAGAGCUUGGGCUCCGCGGCAGAGGAGCCCCGGCCGGUUCCACAGGCGAUGCCAGAGGUCUGUCAGCCCGGGUGCGAGCAGGAUGGGAACACCAGCCAGCAACCAGGACGACGUGCACGGAGCGCAACUCCGAGCAGGCGGAGCAGGACGACGCUGGAGCCCAAAGUUGAGGAUGGCCAGCAUGAGGACCCCCGCCUUUGGGCCACGGUGCGUGAUUGCCUCGCGCGGCCUCAGAAUUACGAUCAGGUGUUCCACGCCGUUUGCGCUCUCCUUUGCGAAGCUCGGGCGCGGAGCGAGAUGGCUUGCAGCAGCGCCUGGGUGAGGCGGAGCGCGCCAGCGUGCUCGGUACGGCCGCGGCCAAGCGCCGCGAGGCGGAGCUCCGGCGCCUGCGCGAAGAGUUGA